AUGGUCUCAUUCACCAUUACAGGCAGAAAAAUGGGUUCUAAUUUGUUGUUUCUUGUAAGUAUGAUGUUGGUCAUGACUAUGUCUGAUGCACUCAAAAGGACAAAGGUAACUGUUAAUAUUACCAAUGAUUUAGGUCCUGGAAUCGACCUUGGUCUACACUGCAAGUCCAGUGAUGAUGACCUCGGACCACACGUACUCAAAUAUCAUGGUUAUGGCUAUAGCUUUCAUUUUCAUCCGAAUUUUUUUGGUACAACACAAUUUUUUUGCAAAUUUAGUUGGUCGGAUCAAUGUUAUUGGUUCGAUAUUUACAUCAACGAGAGGGAUAGGUAUGAAUGUGGUGAGAUUUCUAACUAUCAUGUUUGUAAUUGGACUAUCAGACUAGAUGGUCCAUGCCGUACUGUUGACUCGCCAACCGAAAAGUGUUUUCCUUGGAAUCUUAAUCCAUGUUAG
Tripterygium wilfordii is the source of this 450-nucleotide messenger RNA. Its product is annotated as S-protein homolog 20-like. The record is from RefSeq and is a predicted model, not a curated record. Bases 1 to 450 code for a protein of 149 amino acids. Lineage: Eukaryota; Viridiplantae; Streptophyta; Magnoliopsida; Celastrales; Celastraceae. The transcript has a single exon.